UACGAAUGCUCCGCACGUUUAGAAACAGCGGCUUUGGAUUUAUCUUUUAAUACAGACUAAAUAUUUGGAAGAUAUCUGUGGUGUGAUGACAGAUACGAUUUGUGAUUGGAAAUGGGGGGUGCAAAUCCCCACCCAAAUAAUAUGGGUUGAGGAGACAUUAGUAAGGGUGCAAAAGAUGUGUUGGGCCACUUCGUCUCCCAUAUACUGCACAGCGUUACUCCGGACCUCAGGUCAGUGCGCUCAGCACUAAAUAAAGACCUACCAUCUCGAAAGUAUGUGGCAACUCCCACCUUUUUCCCUGUAAGAUCAAAUGAGAACAAAAAUCGUGUUGAAUACUGGAGGUUGGACGUUUGAAGAAAACUUUCUUCCUCGUUAUCUUGCAGUUGCGGAGACACGAGAUUGCAGAGAUGCUGGAAUCUGAAGCAACAAACAAUCUGCCGGAAGAACUCAGCGGGUUGAGCAGCAUCUGUGAAAGCGAAAGGAUUUGUCGAAGUUGCUCCCCGCUUCUCCAUAUUAUACUCCACACAUGCGCAGAUGGAGCGCCGUUCGCACAUGCGCAGUAGUAACAGUGGUCUAUAAUGGCGGCGGCGAUGUUGAUGUCGGACUGUCAGGUCGGUAUCGCAGGCGGUGGCGGCGGAGGAGGCUUAAACGGAUUUGAUGGCGGAGGAGGCAACGGUCACAAUGGCCCCGCAUCGGGUCACCUCCCUUGGAACAGGAGUUUGGAGCGAUCCUUGGAGGAAGCUGCUGCGACCGGAGUGUUGAACUUAAGCGGGAGGAAGCUGAAGGAGUUCCCGAGGAGCGCGGUGAACCAGGACUUGACAGAUACGACGCAGUCGGAUCUAUCCAAGAACAGAUUAGUGGAGAUUCCAGCUGAAGUUUGUUACUUUGUGUCAUUGGAGAGCCUUAACCUCUAUCAAAACUGUAUACGAAGUAUUCCGGAAGCCAUUUUAAAUCUACAGUCAUUAACCUUUUUAAACAUCAGUCGCAACCAACUCACAACAUUACCUGGGCACAUCUGUAAUCUCCCUUUAAAAGUUCUAAUUGCAAGUAACAACAAAUUGAUGUCAUUGCCAGAGGAGGUGGGAUUACUACGGCAAUUAACAGAACUUGACGUCAGCUGUAAUGAGAUACGUACAUUACCACCACAGGUGGGAAAUUUGGAGAUUUUAAGAGACCUAAACUUGAGGAGAAAUCACUUGGUAACUCUACCAGAAGAACUUGCAGAUUUACCACUCGUGCGAUUAGAUAUCUCCUGCAAUAAGGUUACAGCAAUUCCAGUCUGCUAUAGAAAUUUGCGGCAUCUUCAAACAAUUAUAUUAGAUAAUAAUCCCUUGCAGUCUCCUCCAGCACAGAUAUGUAUAAAGGGGAAAAUCCAUAUAUUCAAAUACCUUAAUAUUGAAGCAUGUAAGAGUGUUCCGGACCUGCCAGAAUAUGACAGAACAAGGCCAGUUGGGUUCAACUCAUGUCAGGAAGAGUAUUUCUCAGGUCGACCAUAUGGAGCACUGGACUCUGGCUUCAACAGUGUUGACAGUGGAGAUAAGAGGUGGUCGGGGAAUGAGCCUGCAGAUGAAUUUACUGACCUUCCACAACGAAUGGCUGAAAUUGCAAAGGAGCAACGGCAGCGACGAGAGAGUCAGCAUCAUGAACAACGAUCUACAUCACUCGUGCCAAAUGGCAUAGUUGAACAUGAUCUAGAACAGAUUGAUUACAUUGAUAGCUGUCCAAUUGAGGAAGAGGAGGAGGAAGUGCGAUUGUCAAAACGUCCUGAUUCCGCCAGCCUCAGCUCACAAUUUAUGGCAUAUAUUGAAAAGAGACGUAAUAACUAUGAGGGCUCUCCAGUGAAGUCGAAGCUUAUUGGAGAUCCACGAAGAACGGAGAGUGGGAAGGGCUGGUUACAACAGAACAGUGAAUUUUCAGAAGCUGGCUUGAUGUUAAAAGCUCCAUCUAUUGGUCAAUAUGGGACUUCGAAUGCUGGAUGCACAGAGAUGGAGCUACAGAGAAAGCGUGAGCAAUUACUGGUUGAACGGACCAGAAGAGAGGCACAAAUUGCAGCUGAACAAUACGAAGAGGAGCGAAGCCGAACAAAACAAAUACAGAAAGAAGCCAUCCUUGACUUUGUGAGAAAAAAGAGUGGCCAGAGCCCUCAGAAACAGAAUCCUUCAGACAGCGAUCACAGUGAUCACCCCAAACAUUUCCCUGUCAGACGGUCUCAGCACACAGAUGAUAGCGCCUUAUUAGUGAAUGGCUUUGAACCGCACUUCUUCUUUGAGAUUGAUAAUAACACCAAUACCAUUAAACGGAGGCCUGGCUCUCACAGCAAGAGUGAAGACAAAGCACCUGUGUCACCGAAUGCUACUACCCAAUCAUCUGUCCAUAUGGUCCAGCCUGGUCCUCCUUAUCCUGGUUCUUCUUCCCACUUUUACAAACAGUCCACACAAGCUAACCGACCUGAGAGCUUCCUCUUGAGAGCAGCCAUGCGUGAUGAAAUGAAGAAAGAUGGGAACUUUGCUGCUGCUUCCUCUGUAAACCCUGUCCAGGAUUCUGAAAUCCCGAUGAUACUGCAGAACCAAAAGCAAUAUGAGGAUGAACAGAGAGCUGUGCAGCAACUAAGGAAGAACAUUGAAACACGGUUAAAGGUUUCGCUCCCAAGUGAUCUUGGAACAGCACUUACAGAUGGUGUUGUCCUCUGUCAUCUGGCUAAUCAUGUGAGACCUCGGUCAGUCCCUAGUAUACAUGUCCCAUCUCCGGCAGUGCCCAAACUAACAAUGGCAAAAUGCAGACGAAAUGUGGAGAACUUCCUAGAGGCAUGUAAGAAAAUUGGUGUACCGCAGGAUCGUUUGUGCCUGCCCCUUCACAUUCUAGAAGAGAAAGGACUGGCACAGGUAGCCGUGACCAUAGAAACUCUGCUUGAGCUCGCCCCUACCAAACAGCACCAUUAAUCAACUGUCUAGAGACUACAAGUGAUGAGCAUCACACCCAAGAAAUACUUUGCAGCAUUAUAGAAAGUGCUCCGCGUUGUUCUGCAUGGUGAUCAUAUUUAUAACAUUUUUUUUAGCAUCUGCAUGAUAAUUUUCUGCCUUGUCAGCACUAGCAACCAGUUGCUAAACGUGACCUUUUUGAUCUCUCCAUUCUGUUACUUUUCCAAAAAGGCAGCACUCCAUUUGUUUUCUAGCUCGGGUACUGUGAUCCAAGUGGUUUUCAUAGUAGCACUCAAGCUGCUGAGCUAUUUCACAGAGUAGUAUUAUCAACAGAUCAAGGAACUAAAACAAAAAAUAGAUUACCCCUCAUAACUUGCCUCAUGAGUGGCCAGACAAUGUAUUGAAUUUCUUGUUUGUGUGGUGGCCAAUAAGCUGGGAAUUUGAUAGGAACAGUCAGAACCAUCUGAGACAUACAUUGCAAUAAGAAAUUCACAAUAGAGUUCCACAUAAUAUAAUUUUAAUUUGAUUCCAUGUUCUAAAUAGGAGUAAGAAAUCCAUAAUAGCAGCAGAUCUUCACAAGGGUUGAUAAAAAUAUUUUUACUUAGUGUAUCCCUUGUCUGGUAAGAAAUACUGAGAAGUUGCAAAAAUGCAUGAAUGUCCACUCAGUAUUUUUUGUAUAGGAAUGGUAUAUUUCACCAGUAGCUGAACCCCAUUAUAUACUGUAAUGAUUCUUAUAAGGGAAUGUUACAUGGUGUUUUUAGAAAUCCAUUUCUAGAAACUAUGCACUGACUGUACUCUUAAGUGGAUCAGUACAGUAUGAAUUAUUUCAGGUUUGGUUACAGGGUUUCCUUAGUCCUUGUUAUGUAUUUUGAAGUGUAGAUGGACAUGGUUAUACAUAGAUAUUGCUUUCUGUUGCCUUCAUGUAUGCAUUUAUUCUAAUCUAACUAAGUGGUUUAAUUGAGCUUUUAUAACUUUUUAUCGUUAGAUUUUGUUCAUAGAGUAUACAUUUAUAUUUAUUCAUAGUACACAAGUUUGAUAAAACAACCACUAAAUAACCUCUGGUUGCUCAGCUGUAUUUGAGUAAUGUAGUGAAAUGCACUUUAUUCAUGAAGUAGCAUGAACUUCAGUCAGCUUCAUGACAUCAGAAGUAAAUCUGUUUGUAGUGUAGGCUUUCUACAUGACUUUUAGUACCUUCCACUACAUUUUUGUUCAUUUAUGUAUCUAAUUAUUUAUAUAGCAUAAACUGAAUAUACAGUGGAAAACGGUGAUAUGCAGACUUCACAUCAUUUUUAUAUAGCACUUAUCUAUCUUUUUAAGACUUAAUUAGUUGUGGUUUUGACUUGAAAGGCUCUGUGUGGAAUAAAUUGUAUCCACUAUUUCUCAUGAUGUAAUCUUUAAAAUUAAAUUCACACUUGCAAUAAUCAUAAACCUAAAAUUUUCAACCUAUCAUUAUGUGAGAAGUCCUGUAUUCCACCCUCAAACAGUUAGAAUGCUCACACCAAACUUUUGUUGUUAUCUGUACCAAAGUGGUUAACUUUUCAAUAUGUUUUACAUCAUUUAAGUUUGGGGUUGUUCUUAAGUGUAGCACAGGUAGACAAUAGAAGGGAGUUCCUUUUUUUUAUUUAUGAUCUGAACAGAUGGAGUUUUGCCUGCAGUUCCCUUUUCACGAAUAACCACAUUCCAGGUUUUCUUAUUAAACAGUUUAAGUACAGGAUUGCUUCGAAUUCUGUUUUGAUUUUAAGCUAUACAAUAAGAUUUUAUUACCCAAAUGCUAAUCUCUUUGUAUUUCUCCAUUUUCAUUAUUUCAAGUUUGCUAACUGGUGUCGGAUUGACUUGGUAGAAACCCAUUGAGUUUUUGAAAGUUACUUGAUCUAAAUUGGAAACAGUCAAGGCGCAGAUUAACAACGUUCACAUUAAUUAAGAAGUGAAUUCAGCAUGACAAAUCCACUUCACAUUUUGCCUUUGCAGAACUUGCUGGGCAGAAAAGUGCACAAUUCUUAUUCAUAUAUUUGAACAUCUAAGUGAUUUGGAAAUACUUGAAUAGUGUUGUACUGGAGCAGUAGCCAUUUGUGUGUCUGAUUCCCAAACAGAAACGAUAUAUUUAAGCAUUAACUCAUUUUCACAUUUUUUAAUUUGGUAGGGAAUAAGAGAGAUAAGGAAAAGACGGAUAGGGAUAAGGGUGAAAAUGUAUUUUAAAAUUAAUCUUUGAUUAUUGCCCAUCUUUGAUCAGAAACAUAUUAUCUGCUCUGAUGCAAUAAGUUUGAGUCACUGGGAAUGGGGAUAGGAGGUAGUGCAGAUGAGACUGGGUGCAGUGAGAGGGUAUUAAUUUUGAUGAGGAAAUAAUACUUUGCAAAUUCAAAAAUAAUUGGCAGCAUUGUGUUGUCGGAAAGCAAUGCUGCAGCAACAAAGCUGUGACUGCUGUCAAGUUACGUGCUUCUGACCAGUGAAAGUACCCCAAACCUAAGCAACCAUUAGCAAGUAAAUCAGCCAUUUAUUUUGAUCUAUAACUGAGAAUUUCAACAAUUAGAUAAUGUUUUUCUAUUUUUGUUCUACUAUUAUUCUACUGAGGAAGUUGCACUUAACACAUUCUUUAGCAGUGAGCUGUGACUCUGGAUCUUGAAAUUGAACAAGUUUGGUGCUGUUUCUAAUUGUGCUAAGAUAUAAACCUGAAUAGCAACAACAGAAAAAUUAUGAAGUUAAAAACUAUAAUUAGAAUCAUGGGAGAAGUUUGUUCUAUUCAUCGAUCCUGACACCUCUAUUCAAUGUUUCUGUAAUGCCUUAAGACCAGAAUUUGUACUCCCUGUAAAGCACCUUCUAUAAAGUCAGGUUGUAAAUGGUACAGUACAGAAUCUGGUGAAUUGGGACGUCAUUUUCUCAUUCCUUGAGUUAAACUGGGUCGUAAAAAGUGCAAUAAUACUGGUUUAAGGGUGCAUCUGUUUCAUUACCAUUCCUAUGCAAAUGAUGACUUUAAAAAUUUUUUGUACUAAACAGAAUUUUCAGAAGGUUGUUGUAUAAUGUCCUGUCUUGAUCAAGGAAUUUAAGAUCGCAUAUUGGCUCAGAUUAUGUCCUAGCAUGGUGAUCUUGACUGUGCAGACAAAUAGUUAAUAUUUCGUCAGCACAGGUCGUUGAUCUGAAAAGUUAACUGUUUCUCUCCAAAAAUGUUACCAGACCUGCUGAACAUUUCCAGCAUUUGUGUUUUUACUUCAGAUUUCCAGCAUUCUCAGUAUCUGCUCUUUGUGAUCUUGUCUAUUUGUCAUUCUAAUUUGUUUGUAGGAUUAGCAUGCUUAAAAUGCAUUCACCUAAUGGAGGUUAUGAUCAUUUCACAAGAUUAAUAAUGUUUUGAAAAUAUAGGUAUGACUAAUAUCUAACUAAAUAAUACUGCAUUGCAGAUUAAGUUGAUUUAUUUCCUUCUCAAUAUUGCAGUAUCAUUAAAUGGAUCAGAUGGGAUUCUUAAUGGACAUCUUAGUUGUAUUCCAGUUCCUAAGUAACUCUACUGUACCUUGUUGCUCUAUUCAAGAGGCAAAUAUUAGACUGUUGUAAAUGUUAUUUGGUACUGCAUUUCACAGGGUGCAAUUUUUCUAAAUCUCUGAUCUUUAUGUUCCACUCCCUAGAAAUAAUGAAAUUUCUAAUUAACUUGUAUUCAGCAGGAAUAUAAUGUUAUGUCAUUGAAUAAUUGCAUUGACCAUUGAAAAUCAGCUUGAAUCAGGUUUGGAACCACUUUUAUACAAGGAGUAAACUGAAAUGCAUCAAGCAAUGUUGACAUAUGUUAUUGCUGGAACCUUUUGAAACAGAAUAGACUGAAACUGACAAAUAUGGAAACAAAUAAUUUACAAAGAAGUUAACUCUACUUCCCAGCUAGUUGGAACCAGUACUUAAAUGUUUGUGGUGAACGUACAUGGAUGACUGUUUAGUAUAAUUUUUUUUUGCCUUCCAUUUGUAGACUGUUGUAAAUACUCCUGUAGCUGCUCGUGGUUAUGGUUAUUUGUACACAAUAUUGGAUGUUUUAUGUUCAUCAUAUUCUCUUUUAAGAACUAUAUUAAUGUUACAUUUUGUCUGCUGAGAGCAGCUAGAUCUGUUACAUAUGUGUUCUUACAGCUGCAGAGAGACUGGAUGUGUAUUCUUUUGUUCAAUUAUUUUCCAUGGUAGACCUACUAAAAACUUGGAGGCCUUGGCUUUAAUUAUAUUGUAUAGAUACUUGUUAUGUAAAAAAAAGAGGCAUGUUGUGUCAACUCCACUUUGGUUGUAACUGUCACCUUUGUACAUAUGUAUAACAUACAUUAUAGGUUUAUGAGGCUUUUGUGAUGAAUAAAGAUUGUAUAUGGAAAUAGCA
Pristis pectinata (smalltooth sawfish) is the source of this 7248-nucleotide messenger RNA. Its product is annotated as DISP complex protein LRCH3-like. Gene Ontology annotation, molecular function: protein binding. The transcript is spliced from 21 exons. Lineage: Eukaryota; Metazoa; Chordata; Chondrichthyes; Rhinopristiformes; Pristidae. The record is from RefSeq and is a predicted model, not a curated record. Bases 579 to 2939 code for a protein of 786 amino acids.